AUGUUCAAUUCUGUAAUAUCAUAUCAGAAUCGAGUCAAUCAGCAACAACGUCAACGUCGGAAAAAGCGAAAAGCUUCAUUAGAUGUCAUUAACAAUGUCGAUUCUUGCAUUUCGUCAUCUGAUGAUGAUGUAGUUAUAAGUAACAACGUAGAUGAUCGAAUGGAAAGUCAUAAAGAAAAUGCUCAAAAGUAUGACACUCCUGAAAUUAUUCAACAUGAACAUGACGAAUUAUUAUAUUCCGAUAAUUUCAAUUCAACUAAUGAUAUAUACAUUUCAAGCGACGAUGAUACUGAUUAUAAUGAAGAUUUUGUUGAUACAUCUCAUGAUUCGAGUUCACCAUUAUAUGAAAAUUCUAAUAUUUCAGUUAAAACUGCUGCUUCAAGAAUAAUGUCUGUGGCUAUUGAAUUUAAUCUUUCAAAAAAUGUUAUUGAACGUGUAUUCAAAAUUAUCAAAACGCUCCUGCCAAUUCCAAAUCAUUUACCUACAACACAUUCAUCUAUACUUAAAUUAAUUGGUACAAAAUCAAUAUCAUCGUCUAAAUUUUAUUGUAAUUCUUGUCUUAAAUUAUGCGUAUUUUCGAUUAGUGUUAGAACUCAAUUGUUUUUAGCUGACUUACCAGCCAAAGCUCUGUUUUGGAAAACUAUAAAUUAUAACGGAUAUAAUGCGUGUGCUCAUUGCUUAAGUGAAGGCAUAUAUAAAAAUCGGCAAUUAUUAUACCCAUAUAGUAAAAAUAGUUAUCGACAACGAACGCAUACUGAAUUUUUAGCAACUGCACAAGCAAUUGAUUAUCGUAUAUGCAGUGGGAAAAAAGGUGGUAGCAUUGAUGGUAUUAAAGGUAAGUCUCCUUUGUUGAAAAUAUUUGAAUACCCCAAACAAGUAAUAAUUGAUUAUAUGCACUUAUGUUGUUUGGGGCACAUGUCGUCACUGAUUGAACGUUGGUUACCUAUGUUGGAUAAUCUUGCACUUGAUGAUAUAAAUUCAAAAUUAUAUUCUCAACGAUUUUCUCACAACAUGCAUGUUAAAUUUAAUUAUUCUUUAAACUUAUACAGCGAUUGGAAAGCAAAGCAUUUUCGAACGUUCAUUUUAUUCAUUGGUCUUCCUUAUGUUAUAACUCGUCUACCAUCACUUGUUGCAUCACAUUUUUCUUUAUAUUCAAUGUUCAUUAAAUUACUACAUUGUCCGACAUCAAUGGACGAAAUUAUAUUAGCAGAUAAAAUUAUACAUUACUACUGUCAAACAGCACCUCAAAUAUAUGGCGAAACUAUAGAAUUAUUUUCACUUCAUGCUCAUCUGCAUUUACCACAACAAGUUUUAACACAUGGUGCUUUGUGUUUCACAUCGGCCUUUUGCUUUGAAAGUGUAAUACGCCAUAUUAAGAAAAAAGCUCACGGAACAAGAGAGCUUGCUACGCAAAUAGCUGAUUGGAUACAUGUUGGUACAAUUACUAAUCCAUCACCUGUCCAGCUUCCGAUACCAAUGGGUAUUAACGAUAUCGAUAUUAAUGAUUCCAGUUUCGAUACAUACCGACAUAAUUUCGUAAGUGCUUUGCACGAAUUCAUUCAGGAUGACAAUGGUAUCAUUUUGUAUUUACGAUUUAAAAAUACAUUUGUCACUUAUCAUUCAAUUUUAUACGACUUACGAUUUAAUUGUUCAAGUUACAUAGUUUCAUAUAAAGAUGCAGAUUGUUCAAUUCAAUAUGGUGGCAUUGUUAUCUUUUUCAAAUACAAGGAAAAUUAUUAUGGUUAUGUUCAGAAAUAUGCAUCUACAGAAAAGAAUAUAAAUGAUUACGUUUCAGUUCCUAUAGAAUUAAAAGAAAAGUUGAAUGAAAUUUUUCCAAUAAGACGUAAAACUCAAUCAUACGCUAUUGUACCUGUUAAUAGUAUUCACCACAAAUGCAUUCAAGUUGAACAUCAAGAUCACAUGUUCCUUUCUGAAAUACGUUUAGAUUAUGAACAUGAUUAA
Molecule: messenger RNA, 1962 nt
Organism: Rotaria sp. Silwood2
Lineage: Eukaryota; Metazoa; Rotifera; Eurotatoria; Philodinida; Philodinidae
Source: the annotation of a GenBank genome assembly